This is a messenger RNA of Erigeron canadensis, 648 nucleotides long. RefSeq names its product secreted RxLR effector protein 161-like. The coding region runs from base 1 to 648 and encodes 215 amino acids. The transcript has a single exon. Lineage: Eukaryota; Viridiplantae; Streptophyta; Magnoliopsida; Asterales; Asteraceae. The record is from RefSeq and is a predicted model, not a curated record.
AUGAUAGGUUCAUUGAUGUAUCUUACAGCAUCAAGACCAGAUAUCAUGUUUGCGGUUUGUUUGUGUGCACGAUAUCAAUCCUGCCCCAGAGAAAGCCAUAUGAAAGCUGUUAAACGAAUUCUUCGCUACCUCAAAUGUCAACCAGUGCUGGGACUCUGGUAUUUGAUUAGGGGAGAUUUUGAGUUCGUGGCAAAUACAGAUGCUGACUAUGGUGGCUGCAAUUUCGAUAGGAAAUCGACUUCAGGUGGAUGUCAGUUCUUAGGAGAAAGACUAGUUUCAUGGCAAUGUAAGAAGCAGACCUCUGUUGUUAUCUCAUCAUGUGAGGCAAAAUACAUUGCAGCUGGUGGAUGUUAUUCACAGGUUCUAUGGAUUCAGCAACAACUGCGUGAUUACGGUCAGAACUUUCUUUGUACUCCUAUUAAAAUAGAUAAUGAAUCAACCAUAUCCAUUACCAAUAAUCCUGUUAAGCACAUUAGGACUAAGCACAUAGACAUAAAGUUUCAUUUCAUACGUGAUUGUACUGAAAAGAAGUCAAUAGUCCUAGAAAAGGUGCCAAGUGACUUUAAUUUAGCUGAUCUAUUCACUAAGGCUUUCGACCAAACUCGUUUCGAGUUGCUAGUCCAAUUGAUUGGAAUGAGAAAUCUAUAG